GACUCUUUCUCGGCAUGUCUCCGCACACUCAUUAUUCUCAUGUUCGAUAAGAGGGUCCGACCCUCAGGGUCGAGACCCUCGCCUUUCUUCAUUAGCGUUCUUAUUGAUUAGCGAGUGAAAUAGACUCGGGUAUACCUCGGCGUGACUCACGUUGAUCCAUCUCUCAUAUACGUACUGCAAAAGCAAGCACCAUGACCGUCGCACCCACAACUGUAUCCUCCAGCCUAGCUUUGAUCGGCAACACGCCGGUGGUCCGCCUCCGCAAAGUCGUCCCCAAUAACCAUGCCGACGUCUACCUCAAAGUCGAAACCGGCAAUCCCACCGGUUCGCACAAAGACCGAAUGGCGCGAUCGAUGAUUGAAGAAGCCGAGCGACGCGGAGACCUCCGACCCGGAAUGACCGUGGUCGAAGCCACCGGUGGGAGCACCGGGUCCGCGCUCGCCUUCAUCUGCGGCGUCAAGGGCUACAAGUUCCUCGUGGUCUCGUCCGACGCUUUCGCCACCGAAAAGAUCCGGACGAUGCGUGCCCUGGGGGCGGAGGUCGAGCUCAUCCACAGUCCCUCAGGCCAGAUCACGCCCGAUCUGGUCCCGUCCAUGAUGCGACGCGCACAAGAGAUCGUUGACACCGGCGACAACUACUUCUACACGAAUCAGGCCACCAACCACGACGCGCUGAUUGGCUACGAGGGCAUCGGCAGGGAAUUACUGCAGCAGUUUCCGGACGGAAUCGAUGCCUUCUGCGGCGCUGUGGGCGGUGCGGGCAUGGCGAUGGCUGUCUCCAGGGUCUUGAAGGCCCAAUGGCCCCAGACGCGCGUGGUAGUGCUUGAGCCGGCGUCUUCCCCUGUCAUCACUGAAGGUCGCGCGGGGUCGCACCAGGUCGAUGGGAUUGGGCUCGGGUACAUGCCCGCACACUUGGAUCGGGAGCUCUAUGAUGAGGCGCGCGGCAUACCGGAGGAAGACGCCCGUGAGAUGUGUCAGCGACUUGCGAGAGAAGAGGGUUUGUUGGUUGGAACGUCGACGGGGUUGAAUGUUGUCGCUGCGAUUGCACUGGCGAAAGAGCUGGGGCCGGGAAAGACGGUUGUCACGGUCGCUUGUGAUACUGGGUUUAAGUACAUGAGUGGCAGUCUUUUCGCCGACGAUUAGACUUUGAAUGGCCUCAAAUAGACUUGUAUUGAAAGACUGUCUCGAAGGUCUGAAGAUUUGAUGAUUAAUGAAAAUGCUGGCGUGGGCCGGGGGUUGGUGGAAUUAGCGGUGCCAUCGUGGUUUGUUGGGCUGUUCGUUUACUUU
Messenger RNA from Aspergillus brunneoviolaceus CBS 621.78, 1286 nucleotides. Its product is annotated as PLP-dependent cysteine synthase family protein. Bases 192 to 1142 code for a protein of 316 amino acids. The record is from RefSeq and is a predicted model, not a curated record. The transcript is spliced from 2 exons. Gene Ontology annotation, cellular component: cytoplasm. Gene Ontology annotation, biological process: L-cysteine biosynthetic process. Lineage: Eukaryota; Fungi; Ascomycota; Eurotiomycetes; Eurotiales; Aspergillaceae.